GAAAAAUCACUGAAGUAUGAGUGCAGACCUAAACAGGGACUACGAGAUUGGGCAGGAGCUCGGCCGCGGUCGGUUCGGCGUCGUCCGCCGCUGCGUCUCGCGCUCCACCGGCGAGCCCUUCGCCGUCAAGUCCGUGGACCGCUCCAGCCUGGCCGACGACCUCGACCGUGAGCUCGCGGAGCUGGAGCCGAAGCUAGCCCAGCUCGCCGGCGCGGGGAACCCGGGCGCCGUGCAGACGCACGCGGUCUACGAGGACGACGUCUGGACCCACACCGUCAUGGACCUCUGCUCCGGCCCGGACCUGCUCGACUGGGUCCGCCGCCGCCGCGGCGCGCCCGUGCCGGAGCCCGUCGCCGCCGACAUCGUCGCGCAGGUGGCCCAGGCGCUCGCCCUCUGCCACCGGCGCGGGGUGGCACACCGCGACGUGAAGCCCGACAACAUCGUCCUCGACGAUGUCGAGGAGGACGGUGAUGAUGUUUCGCCGCGCGCGCGGCUCGCGGACUUCGGGUCGGCGGCGUGGAUCGGCGGCGGGCGACGAGCGGAAGGCCUGGUGGGCACGCCCCACUACGUGGCCCCCGAGGUGGUAUCGGGGGAGGACUACGGCGAGAAGGCGGACGUGUGGAGCGCGGGCGUGGUGCUGUACGUGCUGCUCUCCGGCGGCGCGCUCCCGUUCGGCGGCGAGACGGCCAAGGACGUGCUGUCGGCGGUGAUGCGGGGCAGCGUCAGGUUCCCUCCCAGGCUGUUCUCCGUCGUGUCCCCGGCCGCCAAGGACCUGAUGAGGCGCAUGAUGUGCCGCGACGAGUGGCGGCGCUUCUCCGCCGAGCAAGUUCUACGCCACCCGUGGAUCGUGAGCGGCGGAGGAUCCCGAGCCAUGGAGCAGCCAACCUGAACGGCCGCCUGAGAUUCAGAUAUCGGCGACACACACCGGUCGAGUGGUCGACCGAGGACGCUGUCAAUAGGGUUUUUGAACAGUACGACGCCGCGCAGAUACAGUUGCAGUAUCGCGCUACGGCGGUAGAUCGAGUUAUCCUUUUUUUUAGAUGGAAGAUCGAGUUAUGUUAGAAGAAGAGCAGUAGCAGCUCCUUCCUAUAUUAAUGUUCAAUUAACCCCUGGUUUAGGCUCUGCUCCAGCUUUAUCUAGAGAGAGAGCCUUUUCCCUUCCUUGCGAGUGUUGCAUGAGGUUGUAUGUAUAUAUUCGAACCUAUGUACGUCUUGUAUACAAAUGAAGUUGGAAUAAUAUGUGCUAGCGUAGCUUAUGCUUUGCUUCA
This is a messenger RNA of Lolium rigidum, 1267 nucleotides long. RefSeq names its product phosphoenolpyruvate carboxylase kinase 2-like. Gene Ontology annotation, cellular component: cytoplasm; nucleus. Bases 17 to 889 code for a protein of 290 amino acids. Gene Ontology annotation, biological process: protein autophosphorylation; intracellular signal transduction; peptidyl-serine phosphorylation. The transcript has 2 exons. The record is from RefSeq and is a predicted model, not a curated record. Lineage: Eukaryota; Viridiplantae; Streptophyta; Magnoliopsida; Poales; Poaceae. Gene Ontology annotation, molecular function: calmodulin binding; calcium/calmodulin-dependent protein kinase activity; calcium-dependent protein serine/threonine kinase activity.